Messenger RNA from Carassius gibelio (silver crucian carp), 1875 nucleotides. RefSeq names its product xeroderma pigmentosum, complementation group A (gene xpa). Gene Ontology annotation, biological process: nucleotide-excision repair, DNA damage recognition; UV-damage excision repair; base-excision repair. Gene Ontology annotation, molecular function: damaged DNA binding. Gene Ontology annotation, cellular component: nucleotide-excision repair factor 1 complex. NCBI's taxonomy places the organism in Eukaryota, Metazoa, Chordata, Actinopteri, Cypriniformes, Cyprinidae. The record is from RefSeq and is a predicted model, not a curated record. Bases 174 to 1007 code for a protein of 277 amino acids. The transcript has 7 exons.
UAGAUGGCGAUGUUGGUCUGGUGGUGCAAUACAAUCAAGAGGAGAAGAACACCACAACAUAGUUCAUUACUUCACGAUCAUUAAACUGAAACGCUGGAUUGACAUUUUCAAGAUUUCAUUUCAUUUCUUCUUGGACCGACUAUAAAAACAGAAAACAAAGUUUCCGACUGAUCAUGAAUGAGCCAGAAGCAAGUCAUUCUCAAGUUGAGCCACCGGAUGCUGCAAACUCUUCAAAUGAUUCCAGUGUGUCCUUAACAUCGCACAUGUUGGCCAAAAUUGAACGGAACAGACAACGCGCAUUAAUGCUCAGACAAGCCAGGCUUGCCAGUAGACCAUCUUCAGCUCCAGAAGGAGCUACUUGUGCUAAAGUGGCCAAAAUUAUAGACUCGGGUGCAGGCUUUUUUAUUGAAGAGGAGACAACAGAGGAUGAGCAACAGGAAAAGAGAGUGGUUGAGCAACCAGCCCCAGUGAUGGAGCCUGAUUAUCUGAUGUGUGACGAGUGUCUAAAACCAUUUAUGGACUCCUAUCUCAGCAACAGUUUUGAUCUGUCUGUGUGUGAUAAAUGCAGAGACAACGAUGUGAAGCACAAGCUAAUAUCCCGCACGGAAGCCAAGCACAAUUUCCUCCUGAAGGAUUGCGAUCUGGAUCAGAGGGAACCACCACUGCGAUUUAUUCUGAGGAAAAAUCCUCACAAUCCACGUUGGGGAGACAUGAAACUCUAUUUAAAGACACAGGUGGUCAAGCGCUCUCUGGAGGUGUGGGGCAGUGAGGAGGCUCUGGAGGAGGCCAAGGAGAGUAGAGAGGAGAACAGGGAGGUGCAAAAGCAGAAACGCUUUAAUAAAAAGGUUAAAGAGCUGAGGCGGGCCGUAAGGAGCAGUAUGUUUAAGAAAGAUACCAGCAUUCAUCAGCAUGUUUACGGCCCAGAGGAGCUGCUAGACGAAGAGGAAGAUCUCUACAGGAAAGUGUGUCAAACAUGCGGACAUGAACUCACUUUUGAGAAAAUGUAAAUACAUCUUCGAAGUCUUCCUGCUGUGGCUACUGUUCAGGGAACAAGCAGGGUCCGGAUCCAGGUUAGCAAAGAGUAAUCCUGAUAUCGACACAUUCUCUUGGAUUGCAGUCCAGGUACCAAUACAGUUUUGCAUCAGUUUCCACUUGAACCAGUUUGGAGUAUCUGAAACGCCUAACCAACACAAUGGUGCUGUUUUACAUUCAUUCCUUUCUGAAGUUUAGAAAUGUCAGCAUUACAGUAGUGUCAGAAAAGAUUAGAGUAUGUCGCUCUUGAUUUAGUCACAAGAGGGCACUGUAGAGCUACUAUUGUCAGAAAACUCUACUGCCAAAAUGACAGAUGAAGGUUGAGUUUUUUUUGUCGGUUAUGGGGGAACACUGCUGAACAUACUCUGAAUCUGUGCAAUGAUGAAGAAAAUACAAAUUGUAAUAUUAAAUAUUACAUCAUAUCACACUGUAAUUACAAUCUGCCCUCUCAAAUGUGAUAUUAUCAUUCCUGAAUAUCUUAACGAUGAGGCAGAAGCACCGAAUUAGUCCAGAGUUGAAGUUGUAACAGGAUCUAAUUUCUCACUCUCCAACCUCGUAAAGUCCAGUGCCUGUUUGUCCGGUGAGAGAGCUUGAUGAUUCCAUACGUAGACGAAGCGAUUCUCUCUCACGGUGUUGUGUUUCAGUCUGUCUGUGUGGCUAUUGAGAGUAUCAGACUUCCCAAUUCACAAGAAACACCAAUGCACUCAUUCCUAAAUGGCCACUUUCUUCUUCACCUUUUAUGCCAAGGUUGACUAGAUACUUUUUGCUGUAUUAGAAAUAAUGAAUUUGGUCUAUGAAAUGUAAAAAAAUAAUUUGUAAUAAAUGUUCUUUCAUCUUGGGAAA